This is a messenger RNA of Girardinichthys multiradiatus, 2452 nucleotides long. Its product is annotated as 5-hydroxytryptamine receptor 4. The transcript has 7 exons. NCBI's taxonomy places the organism in Eukaryota, Metazoa, Chordata, Actinopteri, Cyprinodontiformes, Goodeidae. The coding region runs from base 213 to 1517 and encodes 434 amino acids. Gene Ontology annotation, biological process: chemical synaptic transmission; adenylate cyclase-activating adrenergic receptor signaling pathway; regulation of appetite. Gene Ontology annotation, cellular component: plasma membrane. Gene Ontology annotation, molecular function: G protein-coupled serotonin receptor activity. The record is from RefSeq and is a predicted model, not a curated record.
GUGUCACUCAUUUGCAGCUCGCGCGGAUCAGUCUCCAUGGGCACGCGGGGGGUUUAGUCAUUUCUGCACUUCUGAGGGAAUAUGAGAGGGAGCUAAAUCUCUUUGGCCCCUUUUUCAACUGGAUAAAGGGAGGUGAGGAGCCUAACAGGUGAGGGCCAUAGCAUGGGGUGAUGAGGACUCUCCUCGGCUGACCUCGGUGCAGAUGACUAGGGAUGGCCACAGCAUCCCCUCAGCAUUUGUUGGAUGACCUAAUAAAUAACGGACAACAACAGCAGGACCAUAAAGAAUUCUUGAGCUCUUUGAAGACCGUUUUUCUAACUAUCUUCCUCUCUGUCAUCAUUAUUAUGACUGUGUUUGGCAACCUGUUGGUUAUGGUUGCACUGUGCAAGGACAGGCAUCUGAGAAAAAAAAAGACCAAUUACUUCAUUGUUUCUCUGGCAUUUGCGGACCUGCUGGUUGCGCUGGUUGUGAUGCCCUUUGCUGCGAUCGAGCUAACCACAGGCCAGUGGUACUUUGGAGAAAUUUUCUGCCUGGUGCGAACCUCUCUGGAUGUUUUAUUGACCACAGCAUCCAUUCUGCACCUCUGCUGCAUUGCACUGGACAGAUAUUACGCCAUCUGCUGCCAGCCGCUAGUCUACAGACAUAAGAUGACCCCGGCGAGAGUAGGAGUUAUGCUCAGCGGCUGCUGGUUUAUCCCGACAUUAAUCUCGUUUUUACCCAUCAUGCAAAGCUGGAAUGCUAUUGGGAUCGAGGACAUUAUUGAAGAGAGGCGAACCCUUAUGGGAGGCUCCAACGACACAAGCUGUGUGUUUCUGGUCAACCGGCCUUAUGCUCUGAUCUGCUCUGCCGUUGCCUUCUAUGUGCCACUAGCUCUCAUGGUUCUGGCCUAUCAGCGCAUCUAUGUCACUGCCAUGAUCCAUGUCAGGCAGAUAGAGACACUUCAGCGUGCUGGCUCUGCUCCAGUUACAGUGUCCAAUCCGGUCGUAACUGUACGGUCUUCCACCUCCUCGGAUCCACUGGAUCACUACCGCCUGAAGACAGCAAUCAGAUCCUUGCACUCAGAACAGGUUCAUGGAAGACACAGCCGCAUGCGCAUUGAGACAAAGGCGGCAAAGACGCUGGCGGUCAUAAUGGGCUGCUUCUGCCUGUGCUGGGCGCCAUUUUUCAUCACGAACGUGGUGGACCCCUUCAUUCAUUACUCUGUACCCUGGCAGCUGUGGACAGCCUGGCUGUGGCUGGGGUACAUUAACUCAGGAUUGAACCCCUUCCUGUACGCCUUCCUAAACCGGGCUUUUCGAAGGGCGUUCCUUGUUAUUCUCUGCUGUGGAGAUGAACGUUACACUCGGCAGGGGAGCUUCUCCCGUGGACACAUCCACAGGCCUUGCUCCGCCCCGUCAGUCAACGGGACCUCCAUGGCACUGAGAUUGUCCUUCCUGCCAAACCGCAGCUACAGCGAUAAUGGCCAGACAAUCCUUGCCAACGAACAGGAGUCCCAGGACUCUCUUGGGCCCAUAUGAGGUUGACCUUACGGGAACAGAACUGUGAACCUCCCAUCGUUUGUGUGGGACAUUCGACUCAAAUUUAUUGCUGUCUGUGUCUCAGUUUACUUUAAAGCGAGCUGACUUUCCAUAAAGCUGUAUUUUCCUCAUAAUCAUUGGCCGUUUCAUGAUACCAAUGUAACAGCUCGGUGAAAAUGAACUCUGCUUACAGAUUGUGAGAUACAAUACAACUGCUGCUACUCUUAAACUGUGUUUAAUAAAAAGAACAACAUAAAUGCAGUCUUUGAAUUAAACAAAGCCUGUUAAGGCUGAGAUGGAGCUUUGACGUCACUCAUUUACAUUAAUUUAAUAUUUUGACACUUUAAAGCAGCCCAAUGCAAUUUAUGACCACUAGAUGGCAGUAAAGCAAGAACACUGGAGAUGUACUUCACGCCACAAGAGAACAUGCCAUUCAAGUAAGGCUUGUACGGCUACACCGAAAUAUCUUUUCACCUUGACUGGUCCAUAUUUAUAGAGCAGGACUGUAAAUAUGCUGGGUUUUUUGCUCAGUUUCAAACAAGUUGUGACCAACAAGGCAGAGCAAGGUCCACCUUUAUAUUUCCACCACGCACAGUGAGACGGAUGGUGGGCAGAAUAAAAUAAAACAAAAUCUCCAUGGCUCAUUGUUGGAGAACUGCAGCAAGGAGUGACAAGUCAUCAAGUCUCCGUAAUAACCGUUAGACUCUAUCUACAGGUCAAUUGGUUGUUCUGAGGCAGGAUUUUCUAUCCAAAGUCACAAACCUAAAUGCUUGGAGUCUGUUAAACUCUGUUGGAACUUUAACUGGAACUGCGUGCCCUGGUCAGACAAUACAAAGAUUGAGCUUCUUUUUUUUAAAACAAAAAUUCAAGGUGAGUUUGGUGUGGAACAAAUGAAUAACGUGGGAAUGCAUCUACCUGUGUAGGUAUGGUGGAGG